Messenger RNA from Drepanopeziza brunnea f. sp. 'multigermtubi' MB_m1, 1761 nucleotides. The record is from RefSeq and is a predicted model, not a curated record. NCBI's taxonomy places the organism in Eukaryota, Fungi, Ascomycota, Leotiomycetes, Helotiales, Drepanopezizaceae.
AUGCCUACCGGUACCGACCAAGGUAUUCUCAGCUCCGAGUCCUAUCUGACAUUGCCACUGAUGUUUCCAAGCUCAACUUUUCGGCUCUCCGGCCCUGCGGCCCUGCGGCUCUGCGGCUCUGCGGCUCUCCGGGUCUCCGGGUCUCCGAGUCUGCGGCUCUGCGGCUCUGCGGCUCUGCGGCUCUGCGGCUCUGCGGCUCUUACAAAGCUACCAGUUACCAAACAUAUUUCUGCGGCCUUCUUUCGCUGCGGCGUUGCUUUGCAGUCUGUGUUCACUGGAAAUCCAAGUACGUCACCAUCAACACAGUAUCCCGAGAUGGAUAAUUCGCCGCUCCCUCUCCUGAAGGCAUUCUUGCCCAAAGUGCCUCUCAUCGGAAAGACGGCAUUCUCGCAUACCCUCGGCUUCUCCGAGCAUUCCAGAUACUGGGACCUCCGCACAGAGCUCACCAUCUCCGUCAUCCGCUCCUUCGUUGUCGACUCCCCGCCGCGCCCUCUCGGCCAACUGCAGCGCAUGAGCAUCAAAGGGUCAGAGGUCAAAGGAAGGAUCUGGAUUAGUCGGGUGGUGCUGAGGAAACCCGAGGAGGAGGAUGUGUGGACGAAGCUGCAGGCUGCUAUUGAUGGAUUGAGGGAAGAGGGGGAAGAGAAGGGGAGGGGGGUUAGGAGGUGCGAGAUCAAGGAUGUUGAGGCUGAGUGGACUGGGUACCGAGCAGGCGCAACAAAGAACUCUCUCGAGCUCAGGAUCUCCGAAGAACAAAAGUACAAGGAGAUGAUGAGGGAAGUCCGGUCGCCGAUCACCAUCCUCUAUUUUCAUGGUGGAGCCUACUAUCUCAUGGACCCAGCAACCCACCGCCCAACCAACAAGAAGCUCGCCAAGUUGACCAAGGGCCGCUGCUUGAGCGUUAGGUACAGACUUGCGCCCCAGAACCCCUUCCCAGCCGCUCUACUGGACGCCCUAAUCUCCUACCUCACGCUCCUCUAUCCUCCUCCAGGUUCCCUCCAUACGCCGGUGGCCCCCGAACACAUCGUCUUCGCAGGCGAUAGUGCCGGCGGCAACCUCUCCCUCGUCCUCCUCCAAACAAUCCUCGAACUCUCCCGGCAAGGCCUAAAAGUGACCUGGAACGGGACCGAGCGGGCACUCCCCCUCCCAGCCGGCGUCGCCACCAGCUCCCCGUGGACGGACAUCACGCACUCCAGCCGGUCCUGCACCACGAACCAGAAAUACGACUACCUGCCAUCCCUGGCCUCCUCCCAGCACGGCCAGAAACGGUACCCGCCCGACGCCCUGUGGCCCGCGUCCCCGCCGCGCAAGAACCUCUACGCCGAAGAUGCCAUACUGUGUAACCCGCUCGUGUCGCCACUCGCCGCCAAAAGCUGGGCCGGCAGCUGCCCCCUCUUCAUCCAGACGGGCGAAGAGCUCCUCCGUGACGAGGGUCGCCACGUCGCGGCGAAGGCCGCGGCGCAGGGCGUCCGAGUCUGCUACGAGGAGUACGAGCGCAUGCCGCACUGCUUCGCCCUGGUGCUCGAGAAGCUGCCCGCCAGCCACGCGUUCUUUGCGUCCUGGGCCGGCUUCAUGACGCGGUGUGUGAGCGAACCGCAAGCCAUUGUGACGAGCGGGAAGGUCGUCCGGCCGAAGACGCUGGACGAGAGCCCGGUGGAUGUGGAGGGCCUGAGUCGGGAGGCGGAUGAGGCGGUGCUGGCGCGGAUGAAGGCGCGCGUGAGGGUCAUGAGUGGGGAGCUGCCGGAUACUAUGAGCAAGUUGUAG